Phycodurus eques (leafy seadragon) is the source of this 2136-nucleotide messenger RNA. It is a transcript of the gene pip4p2, whose product is annotated as phosphatidylinositol-4,5-bisphosphate 4-phosphatase 2. The transcript is spliced from 7 exons. NCBI's taxonomy places the organism in Eukaryota, Metazoa, Chordata, Actinopteri, Syngnathiformes, Syngnathidae. Gene Ontology annotation, molecular function: phosphatidylinositol-4,5-bisphosphate 4-phosphatase activity. Gene Ontology annotation, cellular component: late endosome membrane; lysosomal membrane; phagocytic vesicle membrane. The record is from RefSeq and is a predicted model, not a curated record. The coding region runs from base 149 to 922 and encodes 257 amino acids. Gene Ontology annotation, biological process: phosphatidylinositol dephosphorylation.
CGGGCCGUCCCGUGACGUCACCCACCCCGACCGGACCGCCGUCGCUCGCUGUUGGCGCCCGGACCUCCGGACGAAGAGAAAGCCACCGAGCCGAUCCGAGCGAGCCGCCGCCGGGAAAGGGCUCGCCGCCUCCGGCCUUGCACCGACCAUGGCCUCCGACGGCACGGACGAGCGCUCCCCGCUGCUGUCCACCCCCAACUCCGAGAACGUCACCCCCAACGCGCCGCCCUACCUACACGCUCCCAGCCCGCGAGCGGAACUGCCGCCGCCGUACACGGCCAUCGCCAGCCCGGACGCGGGCGGCGUUCCCGUCAUCAACUGCCACGUGUGCCAGUCGCUCAUCCACCUUGACGGCAAGCUGCACCAGCACGUGGUGAAGUGCACGCUGUGCAACGAGGCCACCCCCAUUAAGAACCCGCCCACGGGGAAAAAGUACGUGAGGUGCCCCUGCAACUGCCUGCUCAUCUGCAAAGACACUUCCAGGAGGAUAGGAUGCCCGCGACCCAACUGCAGACGCAUCAUCAACCUGAGCCCGGUGAUGGUGAUCCCCGAGGAGCAGCCCGCCCAGCCGGCGCUGCCCGUGCAGCCCGAGGGGAUGCGGGUGGUCUGCGGCCACUGCGGCAACACCUUCCUGUGGAUGGAGGUGCGCUUCAACACGUUAGCCAAGUGUCCACACUGCAAAAAGAUCUCGUCUGUUGGCAGUGCACUCCCUAGGCGGCGCUGUUGCGCUUAUAUCACUGUAGGGAUGAUCUGCGUCUUCAUUGGCGUGGGUUUAACCGUGGGCACUCGAGACUUCGCCCGUCGCUACAACGCCACGUACGUGUCGUGGGCGCUGGCCUACCUGGUGGGCGUCAUCUGUCUGGUGCGGGCGUGCUACUGGGGCGCCAUCAAGGUCAGCUACCCGGAGAACAGCUUCGCUUAGGAAGCCCCGCCCUCAAACCUCAUCUGACCUUUUAGCCUUUUGCUCCCGUUUGUCUCCACUCGCUGAUGCAAUACACAAUGUUUUUAUUUUUUUUUGUUUUUGUUUUUUUUAAAGUGAAUGACCAAACUGAGACAAACUCAUUGCACUACAUUUUUUUUUUUUUUUUUUAAGUUCGUUUUGCUGCUCGUUAGUGACCAGCUGAAGGAAGCUGUGUGGCCAUUUACUGUAAUGCGGGGGGUGUCCUUACUAUUCAAAAGGCGACAUAUCCGGCACGGGCGUUCAUGAGGCAGAGCGCACGAAAAUCAGCAGAGAACUUAUGCUGGGAAACACGCCGCUAUUUCGGAUUAAAGGUGCCAUUUUGCGGGGAUUUUAGGCCGUGUCAAGCUAACGCAGUUGACUAGCUCAAACGCAAAAGCCGACAAACGCCGUUGAAGUCAAUUUGAUUGACGCCCACCAAAAUCUAAGCAUGUAUGAUAGACAGAUGUAGGCAAUAAAUUGCUGAAGUUGUGACUUUUCGCCAUAGGGUAAUGGGCGGGGUUUAGGGGUCAACUUUGACAUUUUGCCAAGAAAUGCAUACCGCCCCCUGGAGUCAGAGAAAAUAAUGACAUCCAGCACCAGCGCGUCCAAUUAGCACUCAAUCCGGCACGUGUGUUCAUCAUAACAGGGCGCACAAACGUCAACAUAUAGCCAGCGCUUGGCAACACUCAGGUCGUCUGCCAUUUUGUGUCGAAUGUUCGGACACCCCUGCUAAUGCUAACGUAACCACUAAGCUGUACACUGACGAAAUACUGUAUCCGUGUAAGCUUUGAAACUCCCAACUGUGCCGACGUUUGCCCUGCAGUAUUACCCGAGCAUCUCGCCAACAGGAGUUAAUUUAUUAUCGUUCACUCUUUUGUUUGCUUUAAAAGCAAUACAGCAAUCAUUAAGUUAUUGUUAUUUUUGUUUUUCUACAUGCCAUUGUCUGUCUGCAUGUCGCCCGGUUUUCGUCGCGUCGCACAACACUCCCGCCUCCUGCCUGUGAUCUAUUUCAAAGAAUGUAAUCCUAGUGUAGCGCUCGGCAUCCCGUGGCUCAACCGGUGGGUGGCGUUUUAUUUUGAAUGUGAAGUGGAGGGUGGCGACGUGAAAGAAAGAAUGACUCUUUGUACAUAUUGCAGAGGGCAAAGCUUGGUUCUUUUUCAAAAUGAUUAUUUAUCAAUAAAAAAGACAAAAGCGGA